CCGGGAUAUUCUACUAGGCCACCCUGGAUAUGUUAACUCAACUUUUUAAAAUUUAAAUUAUUCUACAAUCUUGUAGACUAAUCGUAUUUCCUGUUCAAAAAUGCUUGUUACGACUUUGCUAUUUUUGAGAUAAAGAGCAGUUAAGAAAUCGAUGUAUAAAAUUUGUGUAUGAAAAAUAUGUAUCUUAUUCCACUAACUGUUGGUCAAGAUAUGCAAGUCUUUAAAAAGAAAAAUCAGCAAUACGGCCAGACCGUUCUUUAUGAAUAAAAAAAAAAGAAAAAUCUUAAAAUUAUUUAGCAAUCCAAUUCCCAAGAAUGCUUCUCAUCAUUUGUCCCACAGUGCGCUCCGUAUGCUCUCGCUCACCGGAGCGAACGCACGUAGGAAUUUUGCUCCCAUCCGGAAACCACUCCGGCGAGAGCGACCAGCAGGUUCAACGUCUUCGGCUCGAGAUAAAUUUCUCAGUUUUUUCACGAAAGACUUGCAUGUCGGUGGGAGUUUUGUGCGCGCCCUCGUGUUGCCUUCGAAUUCGGUGCGCGCGGUUUAGUUGCGUACUAAACGUUGCGUUUUUAGGUCUCUAGUGUUGUGCUUAAAAAAAUUGUUUACAUAUCUGGGGCGGAGAGUGUGCUUGAACGAAACAGGUGGUUCAAAUCAAACGAAAUGGUCAAAAGGUUAAAGUGUGCAAAAUUUUUCACAAGUUUUGUUUUUUGAAGUGUAAAAAACCUCUAUAAACAACAUCUCAGAUCAACAAGAUCACGAUCGUAUCGAGUGAGACGUGAGCUGAGGGUGAGCUGAGCUGAGUGAGCCAAUGAGCUGAGCAAGAAGCGCGAAACAAAGUGUAAACAGAGAAGCGUAAAACUCACUGCAAGAACGGCGGUGGAACAAAACAGGGUCCGAACGAGAAAACGGGUUCACGAACGUUAAAAGAAACACGUUCAGACGCUCCAUUCCGUUGUCUGUUGUUUGGCUGCCCGUUGUUAAAAGUGGUCCCGCAGGAUGAUGAUGCGAUUGGUAACGAGAGGAAAGAGAAGACCAUCAUAAAACAUCCCGAAACCCCGGCCGUCUCGGGGAUUGCUGGGCAAGCGAGGGGAAACGCUCGUCGAUCGUGGUUGUCGAGAGUUUUUGGGUGGAAAAUAACUGGGUCCGACUGGAAAGACUCGACGCGUAAAAGCAGCGCGCCAACGACACUAACGAGUCCCUCGUGAAGGUUAGCGGGAUUCGGACUGACCCAUCUUCGUAAAUCGUUUCAGCGCUGAGGGUACGAAACUAGCGGGAACCCCUAACGUUAAGACGGGGUACGCCAUUAUGGAGCUGUUUGGGUGAAUUAUCCGCAGUACGCAGGGAAAUGCAAUUGCCAGUGAAGCAGUGGUCGCUUGAAAAUACGGUGAAAUAUUUGUGGACAUAGUGUAAACAAUUAAAAAUAAACCCCGCGGUGUGAUAAGAGUGCAAACUGAAGCAGCUUCGGCAGGUGUGACGAAGACGAGCGAAAACAAAAGCAAAAUGGUCAAAAUGGCAGUGCUGCCAAGAGUGUGUUUAGUGAUCUCGAGUUAUCUGCUGCUGGCAGCUGCGCCUGCCUUCGGCACCAAUUCUGAUUUCUCCAGCCAAAGGACUUGCGAACCGAUCCGGAUCGAGCUGUGCCGGGGCAUUGGCUACAAUGAAACGUCCCUGCCAAACAUCGUCGGCCAUGAGCUACAGUCGGAUGCAAACUUUACGCUCCAGACGUUCUUUCCACUGAUCCAGUUCGGUUGCAGCAAGCAGCUAAAGUUCUUUCUGUGUGCCACCUACGUGCCGAUGUGUACGCCCAAGGUAUCGAUGCCGAUCGGCCCGUGUCGAAGUCUGUGCAACACGGUGAAGAAUCGGUGUCACCCAAUCCUGCAGGGGUUUGGAUUUCCGUGGCCUUCGGCACUGGACUGCAAUCGGUUCCCGGAGGAGAACAACCACGAGCACAUGUGCAUGCAGGGGCCGGGUGAACCGGCCGAAGGUGAGGUGCUCGUAUCGGAUCGCCCAUCCUGCCAGGGCCUGCAGCGUUCGAACCUGUACGUCCAGCUGAACCGAUCCGGCCGGUGUGCGCCACUGUGCGAGGCGGACAUUAUGUUCGAGCAGAACGAGAAACACUUUGCCGAGGUGUGGCUUACGUCGUGGAGUGUGGCCGCCCUAGGGACGGCGAUCGUGGCUACACUGUGCCUCAUCCUGUCUACCAAGCGGUGGGACAAGAGCCUGAUGCCGCUCGUCAUUAGCCACUGCUUGGUGACGGUCGGGUGGGCCGUGCGGUGGUUGGCUGGACGCAACGCAACGGCCUGCGGUUACGAUCCGCAACUUCCGGGCGUUGCCCUGCUGCUCACGGACGGCCUGUCGACGGCACCGUGUGCGGCCACGUUCCUGUUGCGGUACUACUUCGGCCUGUCGGCAGCUGUUCGGUGGGCGAUCCUGUGUUUGCGUUGGAGUAAAUCCGUUCGCCGACUGUUGGGUACCGAUCUCGGGUCACCCUCCGACAUCCACGCGGAGAAACCCAACUCCUCCCACGACACACUGUUCCAGCUGGCGGCCUGGGGCAUACCGGCGAUCCUCACCGUGAUCGUGCUGGUGGCACGGCUCGUCGACGCAGACGAACUUUUCGGGUCCUGUUUCAUUGGAAACCAAUCCGACAAAGCGCUGCUAACGUUCGUGAUCGUGCCACUCCUAUCGAGCUGGGUCAUCGGUUCCGGCUACCUGUUUACCGCCUACCUCCGGAAGCGUUCGGCCGCACCUCCGCUCGUCCACAACCUUCCCGUCCACAUACACGGUAUGGGCAAGUUCCUGUUUAUCUACACCGUCCCGAGUGCCGCGCUGCUGAUGCUGAUGUUCUACGAGUACGCUUGCCGGGAGAACUGGCUACAUCUGCCACAUCCUUCGCAGGACUCGGUACUAGCGGCACGGGCCCCUCUAUGGCCAUUCCUGCUGCGUGCCUUCAUCGAACUGUUGGUCGGUGUGCUCGCCUCGGCCUGGGCUGUUGGGCCACGGAUCGUCGGGCUUUGCCGUGGUGGUGAUAGAGGUGGCAGUGGAGGUGUCGGCGGUGGUAUGGGUGUUGGUGGACGGGGCGGUGCGGGUAAACUUUCGGCCGGGUCCGUCUACAAGCAACCGGUCGGACCAAAGUUGGGUGGAUUUGCGGGAGCACCGUCCACCUACUCGACCGCCUCGUACCAGACCGUUUGUCCGCAGAACUCGCUCGUGUCGGUAUCGAUCGGGAAGCUACCAUCGGUACGGCACGCACGAAAGUAUCCUUCCCAUUCGCACAUCAACCGGAAGCCGCGCAGUUACAAGAUGUCGACGCAAACGAUCAGCCUAACGGGGAAUGAGACGGUUCUGUGAAGAAAAGUGUCGUCGGGUUGGGAGAUACGGGGAAAAAGCCUUUAAAGCACGCCUUGUCUGGACGGAGAAUCAGCAGGAAGGCGUGUCAAGUUGUGAUAUUAAUGUUUAAUUACUAAAUUAUUAUAAAUGAAAACCAUCACCUCUAAUGAAGCAAAUCCAUGCAGGAGAGGUUUGGUUUGAAGCGAAUAUUUUCUAGGAGAGCGAUUGUAAAAAAGAGAAAACUAUUGGUAAAACGUCGACCAAGGACGAAGAAGACGCUACGAAAAUGCCUUAAGCUACCUACUUCAAUCUACUUAUGGGAAAACAAACUAGCUAGUGUAUAGAGUAGUAUACGGUGAGGACAUGAUCACGCCGUCAGAGUUUUUUUUUGUGGAAUGAGAAAUGCGUGUUGCGUUUUGUUGGUGAUGUCUAUUAUAAAAGGCUGCUGCUUUAUGGCAUUUAUUAUGCACUUGGACCAUCAAUUGUUACUAUGUCUUCAAGGUAAAGAAUGAUUGGAUAAGGUCCGUUGAUAUAAAUUUGGUUUUUUCUGAGGUCAGUUGGAAGUCUGUUCGAUCGACGACUCACCCACAGCUCCAAUAACAUUUUUCACGUGUGCCAUCAUCUGAUAUGCAGUGGCGGUUCAACCUAGGGGCGGAAGGAACGGCUGCUUGAGGCCUCGUCGGUUAGGGGGCCUCGGCAGCGAGAGAAAUCCUGUUGUUUCCUUCUAUCAUCACAAUUAGAGGAAGUUCUAUAGAACUUGGUCCAUUCAGUCCAUGUUCUCUAGAAUAUUUUUUCACUUUUUAAAUGAUGAUGAUCCGUAUAGUGUUCGAAAUUCUGACGUGAAUUCACGCAAAUUCAGUUCAACUUGGCUAGUGAAGUAAGGGAUUAGAAUGUGCUCAAAUUGCGAAGCAAAUUCUCAGAUAAAUCCAUCAAUUUAUUGCUUCCAAAGUAAGCUCUAGAGUUAAUUCAGUCCACUACAUAGUCAACCCUGAGUAAAACCGGAGUAAGAUCCGUUCCUAGUGUCAUCUAGAGUAAUCCCGAGCGAUCAAGUGGUGCAAGGACUUUGGGUACGGUGUCUCUCAAGAUAUCUCAACUUGGUCUUUUGCGACUUGGACCUGAUAUCAGUCAGGGAAGCCUGAUGGACUUGCCAAAGUUGAUAUAAAACUUGAUGCGGUUAUAAUCUAUAUGCCUCACUAUUUCGAGCUUCUUCACUCCAGUAUGUAGACUCAUCUCAGUAUGUGUAUUUAGAGUUCCUCGACUAUUUUAGCCUUGGCUGUUCCAAAUAAAUUUUUAACCAUGGUAUAACUUGUUAUAUGGACAUAGGCCAAUCGGAUCGAUAGUCUUGCGAAUCAACAUAUUUUUAAUGCGUACAUUAAUGCAGUCAAAAGCACGUUCAACAAAAGAGAAAGUAUCUUGACAAACAAUUCGAAAACCCUUUUUUUGGACGUUGUUUGCAUAUCGAUCACACCUUACGAUCACUUAACGGACGGAGUUUUAUAACCUCCGGCCAGGUUUCCGUUGUUGGCUCGCUCAUCCAUCUCACACUUAAAUUGAUCCUUCCCUUAGUUCCUUUGUGCAUUAAAGUCAACAAAAAGUGAACCAAGCACUUUUACGGCCGCGAUCACUCAAGGGUUAAGGCGCUGUUUUUGCAAACGAGCACGAAGAUGCGCAUCGUUUCCAGGCUCCGGCCAAAAUAAUAAUAAAUGCAGUUGGUGCAGUCGCGCAGUCGUUUCUGGUUAAUGGUUCGCCAAAAUAUGAUGCCCUCAGGAAAAGCAGCACGCUGCCGAAGUCACCGCCGCCGCCGCUGCCUGGUCGAAUGCCAAAAUGCAAAACACGUUUUGUGUACGGGUGCGUGCCUUUGUCCGUGUGUGUGUGUCUUGUUUUUCUUUGCUUUUCUUUUGUGCGUGUCGUGGCGCGCCAAGGCAUACAGCAAGUGAAGGCGAUAAUAAUUUAGUGUUUUGUGGCAAUUUUCUCUUCGUCGCGAUUGUGGCGUCAACAUCGUCGAUCAUUCGAUGAUGCUGAUGAUGAUGGUGGGAAACGGGAGGAGGGCUAAGGGGUGUGAGGGUACUUUGCUUUCUGUACCAUGUGCACCAGUAUGUACGUACGCUGAUGGUACGGUUUGCUCACCAAAAAUGCAAUCGAUUUUUGAUUGGAUUUUUUCCCCACUUAUGCUACGUCCGAUCGUUCCGCUUCACCACUCCGGCCUUCUCCCACCCCGAACCGGCGGACCCCCAGGGUGGCAGAUUUAUGCAACCAUAAAUGAGAAUCCAGUUUGUGUGGGGAUGCGUUUCUGGCCGGCGAGCCGUCAGGUAAGAGCAUAAAACGAGAAGCCAUUUGUUUUGGAAGCAAUUCGAUCACCCGAACCAGGUGACGGUAACAUGAUCGUGAAAACUGUUCUUUACGAGGUGCUGAAGUGUGGUGAAGCCGUUAGUCUGUAUUUUCUUCGCCUUUUUUACAACACACACACACAAUGCGAGCGCGGCAGCAAACAUUUAGCCGUUCGUAAAUAUGUCCACCGGAUGGGGGCCAUAAGCGGUGGAAUGAGAUUAAGGGAAACAAGAUCAGGCAAUCAGCGCUCAAAAAUACAGCGAAUGCACUUUCGCAACAGGAAAUGCUGUUGUGACGUGUGAAAGUGUUCGUUUUUCCUCUGCGCACAAGUGAGAAGAAAAAUCAAUUUUCGGUGGUCAUUUUCGAUAACGAAAAGCCGAUAAUAAUGGGUGGCAAUUGAGCAUAACCGACCGGUAGGGUGAAGUGUUGUUGUGUUGAUUACUUUUGCAGCGAAAUUUGUUUAACUUGCAGCCGACACUUUCGGGCCUGCGUUUGGCGAAAGUGGGGUUACGCUUUGGGUUAUCUGGCAAGAUGCCGUUUAGCAAUCAGGGAAUAAGAUUUUAAAUAGGUGUGUGCAAUAAGAAUACCUUGCUGAGUUGGUGAUCCGUAAUGUACAUGGUAAAACAAACCUUUUUUUAUUUAAAUUGGCCACAAGCGCAAGCAUUUCUCAUUCCGUGAAAAAAAAAAACUAAGAGUUGUAAAAAGAUAAUCGUGUAUGGUAGAAGCAAAAAAACAAAGCCGGUGUCGUCUCGUAACGAGAUUGAAAUUAUUUAUUAGCGAUAGUUGAAUCUGAAGAGUUUUCAAUAUUUUCAGCUCUUGUUUUCAACGUUUUCUUUUCGACCGUGUAGCUGUGUAAGGCUUUCCGCGCUGUGUAAUGUCUCCUCACCGGGACAAUGCUCGCGUGUACUGUGCCAUUUGCGAUUUUGCUUCGUAGAAAAGAGGUCCGGCGAUGUUAAUCUUAGUUGUCCUAUACUCCAAACGGCUCUUGUCUUAGGUGGUAAGCCUAGCCGUCCUGUGUUGGAGUGUGUCGAAAAAACAGUACUGAAUAAAGUUAAUAAUGCUUGUAGUAAGAGUGUAGAUGAAACUGCAAACCUGUACUCUGUGCCUGUUAAACCGUAGCUUGUAGUGUUCGCAAUCAUACUAAUUUUGUAAAUAAGUUUGAGCAGGAUGAGCAGGCGAUAGCGCUCUGUACGAUACGCGAUUUUGUAUGUUAAAACAGUGGCAGGCUUAAGAAACUUACUAGCAUAAUAAAAAUGUAUGAAAAUUUA
Anopheles stephensi (Asian malaria mosquito) is the source of this 6920-nucleotide messenger RNA. It is a transcript of the gene fz4, whose product is annotated as frizzled-4. Bases 1498 to 3345 code for a protein of 615 amino acids. Gene Ontology annotation, biological process: canonical Wnt signaling pathway; non-canonical Wnt signaling pathway. Gene Ontology annotation, molecular function: Wnt receptor activity; Wnt-protein binding. Lineage: Eukaryota; Metazoa; Arthropoda; Insecta; Diptera; Culicidae. The record is from RefSeq and is a predicted model, not a curated record. The transcript has 4 exons. Gene Ontology annotation, cellular component: plasma membrane.